UUGUCUUUGCAGGAUGGUCAAACUCCAGCUGAAGUGUAUGUGAACAACAAAUGUGAAAAGUAUAAUUCUACCAACAAAGAAAAACAAAAAGAAAUGCUCAUGCAUCUCCUACAAACGGGGAUGGUUCCAACGGAAAUCUUGGCGCGUGGGACCGAAGCAGUGGAAGCUUUUAAUGAUGCUCUAGCUGAGGGAGAAACAGAGGUUAAUCAAGGAAGGACAGUUUUCAUGGGCCUCGAGAGAGUCGGCAAGACAUCUACAAUCAAGUCAUUUUUAAGGAAUACUUUUGAUCCAAAUGAGGGUAUUACCGACGCAAUUGCCAACACAACGGUGUGUACACAUGAAUCGCACAAUGAAUUGAAUUGGAAGGAAACAUCACCAGAUCAUUCUGGUGUCAGUGAUAUAUUUGAUGCGAUAAUGGCAGAUUCCAUAGCGAAGAAAAUAUUAGAAAAAGAAACAGAGAAGAAUGUAGAAGUAACAAGACAAAACGUGUUAUCACCAACUAAAGCAGAGACGAAACCAUCUGGCAAUGAAUUUAUUAUGAACAUCUGGGACUUUGGAGGCCAACCGAUAUAUCAUGUGAUACAACGAAUUUUCAUGGUAUGUUUUGCCGUUGUUUGUGUGGUAUUUAACCUAGAAGAUGACCUUGACGCUCCAGCUAAAGUCAAGGAUCCGACUACUGGUGAAAUGUAUCAACAUCGAAUGACAAAUCUUCAGUUCAUUCUUUACUGGAUUCGUUCAGUAUACACAAACAGUAGAGAUUCAAAAUUGGAUGAUGGACAACUUUCACCGCCAGUACUAGUGAUUGGUACGCAUCUAGGCAGCCUCGAGGGGAAUGAAGAGGAAAAGAAAAGAAAGGCAGAAGAAAUAUUCAGUAAAAUUCGGGAAGCAUUGGAAGGAAAACCUUAUGAAGCAUUGGUGUUCCCUACUUUCUUUGCUAUUGAGAACAGCUUACCGUUCGCCAGGAGCAAUGCUUCUAACAUCAUGGACCAAAUAUUAAAGUUCGCAAAGAAGAUGGUUAGAAAACUUCCUUUGAAAUGGUUGCUUGUUCAACAGGAAAUCCAAAAGUUGAAAGUGAAGCAUAUCUAUCUACCAACCAAAAAGGUGAUCGCUUUAGUUAAGCGGUUUGGAGUCAAACAAGAUGCUCAAAGGGUACUGCUUGAGUAUCUACACGACCUUGGCGAGAUUCUCUACUUUCCUGAUGACGAAGCCUUAAAGGAUAUUAUUGUUUUGGAUGUGAUGCAAUUAGUGGACAUGUUUAAAACAAUAAUCACUGUUAUUGACCCUGAACUUAGGAAACAAAAACACUUAGAGGCCUGGAGGAAAUUGGACGCAGGGGUCCUUGAGGAGCAUCUGUUAAGACAUUUGUGGAAGAAGUUCAAGUUUUCAGAUACAACAUUCGACUUCUUUGUAUCUCUUAUGCAGAAGUUUGGACUGGUGUGUGAGAAAAGCAUAACAAAGACAGAAUAUUAA
This is a messenger RNA of Anneissia japonica, 1470 nucleotides long. Its product is annotated as probable serine/threonine-protein kinase pats1. The record is from RefSeq and is a predicted model, not a curated record. The transcript is spliced from 11 exons. Bases 94 to 1470 code for a protein of 458 amino acids. NCBI's taxonomy places the organism in Eukaryota, Metazoa, Echinodermata, Crinoidea, Comatulida, Comatulidae.